GGCGGGAUCGCGGAGGGCGGGACUUUAACGUGCCGCUGCUACAGGGAUACCAAGAUGGAAAUCCAGGGGCUUUCUAAUGCCCAAAACACUCACUACCAACAUGGCGUCCUGCCUGAGAGUGGUAUGUCGUCGUCGGGAACGACAACAGGGACUGUUCCUAGGCAAACUUCAAACGACAACAGCUUUGGAUUGCAAACCGACAACAACAAUAACCGGCCGUCGUCUGCUCCGCUUCGGCUGCUGGCACAAAAUGGCAGCGCUGCUCGACUCUGUGUACAACAGAAACGGAGCGAAAGCAGCAGUACGCUGUCGGAGGACGUUCAGGUGGCUCAUGUUGAGCUCUGUAACCUGAACGUGAUGAAGGAGAAAGAGUUCGGUGAUUUAGACCUGACGCCUGACUUCGUGAGAGCCGAACUAAAGUACGGAGAAGAGAAUGAGGACGUGCUGCAAAUGGCGCUGCCUCUGUUCGACGGGGAGGAAGACGGAUACACGGCGCAGUGUGAGCAACAGCACCGAGAUAUGUGUCCGUCUGUCAGCGACCGUACACCUGCAUCAUCCGAAGACAAAAACCCCAAGGAGUUUUACGUCGUUUUUAACAAAACACAUGACGUGUGUGAGGAGGACAGAGAGAAGAGAGCAGACGCGCAACACGACCUGCUUUACCCGGAAACACAAGACGGAAAUCUGACAAUCAAAACCAAACCGUCGUCCACACGCAGUGUUGACAGUUUAACAACCGAGUCUAAGCUUGGAAAUGAAACCGGUUCUGAAACAGACGGGAAACAGGAAGCCGAGACGCGCAGCAUGGCGAAGAGACCUGAUGUGAUGAGUUGUAGUGAUUUAGUGUCGGUGGCUGCAGGUCACGAGAACACUGAUUUACUGGCGGACAAUAACAGCCAAGCUUUAAUGGCGGACUACGUGAACUUGUCCGGCAGCGGUAACGGAGACGGACCCGAGACUUUCUCCGGCACCAUCAUGAUCAACAACCAGAGCAUCAUCGUGACUAUCGAGAACGGGGUUUUAACUCUGGCUGCCACACCGGAGGGCUACACGUACAAGGAGGACGCAGUGGUGAGUCUAAAAGAGCACUUGGGCGUGAAGGAGCACGAAGACAUCGUCCUCCUAAACUACGAGGGUGGCACGAAAUCUCUGGGUAAGAUGGCGGAGGACGAGGACGAGGGCGGUGCCGUGAGCGACUCCGAGGAACUGACGCUGACUGAUGACUGCUCACUGUCCGAACUCGGUGCUCUGGACAACUGUCCGUCCGUUAAACGGGAACAAGGGACACUGUUCGACUCUGAUUCUACACCUCAGAAACCAAGAUGUUCGAACGAAGAUGAUCUGCAGCCCUCAAACCUCGUAUCUUUAGCUAAGAAAGGCGUCGCGGUGUCGUUUCGGUGUCCGCAGCCUGGCUGCGCAUGCGCUUUCGAGAGCCGCCAGAAGCUUAAGAUGCACUUGGUGUUUCACGCUGAAGACCAGAGGCCCUUCAAGUGCACAAUGGAGGGCUGCGGCUGGUCCUUCACCACCUCAUACAAGCUGAAGCGCCACUUGCAAUCGCACGACAAGGUGCGACCAUACGAGUGUGAGUAUGAAAACUGCGGCCGCCGCUUCACCACCGUUUAUAACCUGAAGGCUCAUGCGCGAGCGCACGAGCAAGAGGACGCGUUUGCGUGCGAGCUGUGCGGUGAAAGGUUCCGCAGUGCCACGCGUCUCGCCAACCAUCAGAGGACACACUUUGAGCCCGAACGGCCACAUAAGUGUGAGUUCCCAGGAUGUGAAAAAGCCUUCAUCACCUUCAGCGCCCUGUUUUCCCACAACAGAACACACUUCAGAGAGACAAGCCAGUUUACCUGUACAUACCCAGGCUGUGACAAGCGCUAUGACAAGGCCUGUCGCCUUAAAAUCCAUCUUCGUAGUCACACAGGUGAGAGGCCAUUUGUCUGUGACUCGGAAUCUUGUGGAUGGACUUUUACUAGCAUGUCAAAGCUGCUGCGCCACAAAAGGAAGCAUGAUGAUGAUCGAAGGUUCAUUUGUCCAGAAGAAGGUUGUGGGAAGUCCUUUACUCGCGCAGAGCACCUGAAAGGCCACAGUAUCACCCACCUGGGCACUAAGCCAUUUGAGUGCCCAGUAGAAGGAUGUAAUGCCAAGUUCUCAGCACGGAGUAGCCUGUACAUUCACUCUAAGAAACACCGUCAGGAUGGGGUGUCUCUGAGGAGCAGGUGCCCUGUAGCAGGAUGCACCAAGAACUUCUCAUCCCGCAGCAGCCUCAAGAGUCAUAUGCUUAAACACCACAAUCUCAGCCCAGAUGUGAUGAGUCAAUUGGAAAACACGGCUACUUUGACGCCUAGCUGCGAGCUCACCAGUGCUGCUCAGAGCGCCACCACUCCUGGCUCGGUGGGAACGGAGCUCAGCAGCCUGGAUCUCUCUUCCCUUUUCUCAAAUGUUCCCUCAGGAGCCUCCACUGUACCUACAGGUCCUUCCCCUCAGUCAGGCCCUGCUUCCUUCACCAUGGACUUGGCUUUAGCAAGCAGUGGGAUUCUUACCAUAGAUCCAGCCUCAGUGGGCUCGGCUUUGGGAGGAGCCAAACCAGUGGACCCUCUGAUUUUGGCUGCAAGUGGGGAUAUGGGGGUACAUGUCCUGGAUGCAGGGGGAGGGGGUGGAGUCUUACAGCAAGCUGCACUGCAGUUGGAGGAUGUACAAACGGUGAACCCCGAGGCACUUGGAGCAUUAACGGCUUUGGCUUUACAGAGCACCUCAUCUGCAGAACAGCUCCAAGUGCUGAGCUCCACUAGUGCUUUAUCUGUAGAUUCACCUUCCUCCUCUCUGACCCCAUCCCUUACUCCCUCACUCUCUUCCUCUCUCACGUCACCACUGUCAUCAUCUCUUGCUCCAACUCUUACCUCCUCCCUUGUUCCCCCUCUGGCAUCUUCAACAGUACCGGAGCUGCUUUCUCCCCAGGUAAAGGCUGAUAUGGGGGGCAGUGAAGCCGCUGUGGGGCCACUAAUAAGUGGAGUGGAAGUCCUGAGCCAGCCGGAGAACAACAAGGCUCUAAGUCAGUUUGUUUUCCCCAACCACAACACAUCCUACAGUGGGCAGAAAGAGACAGAGCUACCCUCAGCUGCUCCUUGUGCAUUUAUUGAGAGCAGUGGUUCUGCCCGCACAGACUACAGAGCCAUCCAGCUGGCAAAGCGGAAGAAGCAGAAAGGCCCUGCUGUAAGUCCGUCUUCUGCAGGCGCAACUCAGCGGAAGACAAAGGGGGUGAAGGGUUCCAGUGCUGCUGGGACACUGGCUUCAGGCAGUCCACGAUUUGGAGAAGGGACUGCAUCAACAACCACGGCAGGGCUCACUAUCAGAGACCCAGUAACAGGAGUACAGUACGUACAGAUUCAACUACUGCAGGAUGACCCUGCCACAGACGGAGAUUUGGCUUUUCAGCUCAGUUCACAGUCCUCCAGUUCUCAUUCCCAGCUAACAGUUGACCUACCUGUCAACAUCUUGCAGGAGCCUUCUGCCAUGGCUGAGGAGGAUAAUGGCUCUGAAAACUCUCAGUUCACUGGCAGUACUAUUAACCUACAGGACCUGGAAUAAAAGACUCAGCUGAGAGACAGGAGCUCCCAGCAGACCUACAGUUUUUCUCUUUCCUGCCAACAAAUCGCAUCUGCUUUCAUCAUGGCUGCUGUCAGGGCAUUUGUGUCCUCACUACAUGUUUUGUAUGAAGUCAUUUAAACAGCCUAAUUCCACUUGUUUCCAUUGUUUAGAAUGUGAGCUGUUACUGAUAACAGAGUACUUGCGAGCCAACUAUGUUGUCAUUAAAGUGUUAAUGAACAUCAAUGAGUUGCACAAAGAUUUAAUAUAUACAAUUUUGAUUUUAAGAAAACAUUUUGUAUUGGGGACUAUCGACUCAAGUUGACAGCUGCUUGAUAAAUCUGGUAUAUUUUGUUAAGCCUAUAUUAAAGCAGGGUUGUGAAACAGCACAAUAGGGUAUAAUAGCAAAGAUUAUUUAUGCAGCAACAUACCCAUCAAUAUGACUGUCAUGUACAUUGUCCAUUAUGUUCAGGUACUGUUGAGAACAGCUUUUACAAACCCACUGUUUGCUUAUUUUUGUAUAGUUUUAUAUAAACAUGAAGAUGUACUUAUCUGUUUGUGUAUGAGCGAAAAGAAUAAAAGUUGCUUAACAUCUAAAAAA
Molecule: messenger RNA, 4186 nt
Organism: Tachysurus fulvidraco (yellow catfish)
Lineage: Eukaryota; Metazoa; Chordata; Actinopteri; Siluriformes; Bagridae
Product: zinc finger protein ZXDC
Exons: 9
Coding region: 55-3588 (1177 amino acids)
Biological process (GO): regulation of transcription by RNA polymerase II
Cellular component (GO): nucleus
Molecular function (GO): transcription coregulator activity
Source: RefSeq, a predicted model, not a curated record